CGGACAUGGCUGUGACUUACGCUGAUCUCAGAUUUGCCGAGAUUCCAUUGAGGGAGAUCAAAGUGUCCGAGGACCUAGCGGAGACUGAUGCAGAGGAUGGAGAUGUGAUGUAUGAGAACAUUACUGGUCCAAACCAACCCAGAGUAAGGACAGCACCACCAGCGCCACCUACUGGACCUGACAAAUAUCUCAGGACAGGAUUCUGGGCCCUGGUUCCCCUCCCAACACUGAUCCUCCUCCUGCUGUCUCUGCUGUUUUUGGCCUCCACUAUUGGAUUGACAGUGACAUACAUCGAAUUGUCCCAUCAGUUCCAUCAUCUAAACUGGAGUCUGACCCAGGAUCUUCAGAGGAAGGAGGAGGAGUUAUCAGCAGGAAAACGAAACCUGGAGAGGAUCUGGGAGGAGAAGGAGAAGAUGGUCCAGGAAAAAAUACACCUUAAUGCCUCUUUAAGGGAGUGUGACCGGAGAUCUGCUGGUGAGCGGGAAGACUUGGUUUGGGGAAUCAACCACCUGAAUACUUCCUUACUGGAGUGUGAGCGGAGGGACAAGGAGUCCACUGAUAAGAAGAAAGAGGCAGAGGAGCGUCUGAAGGAUCUUUGCCCUGAUGAUUGGAUUCUGUUUGGUAGAAAAUGUUUAUGGUUCACAAAUGAGAAGAUAAAUUGGUGGAAAUGUGACCAGUACUGUAAAAGUGAGGAGGGGAACCUUAUUGUUGUCCAAAAGAACGAUCUGAGGCUUCAGGAUUUUCUGUUCAAUAAAACUGAAGAUUCCUGGGUUGGAAAAGAAUUUAACAGAAAUUGGUACCAAAGGUGGAAAUGGCCAGAUCAGUACGAGAACGAUUGGGGAAAAUGUUGGCAUAUCAAAGAUAGAAACUUGAAGCAAGAGAGCUGUUCAGAAACGAAAAAGUGCGUCUGUGAGAAGAAUCUGGUCCACGUGUCAGUAAAGAAAUACAAAAGUGAUGAUUCUCCACAGUUAAAGCUCUGGGGCACGUCAUAUCAUUGCUGGAAAAAUGAUUAAUCAAGAGAUAAAAAAGGUUAAUAUACACAAGCAUCAAACCUGCCCCGACCCCUGCUCUGCGCUUGUCCCAAUGUC
Messenger RNA from Hyla sarda, 1088 nucleotides. Its product is annotated as C-type lectin domain family 1 member A-like. Bases 6 to 1013 code for a protein of 335 amino acids. The transcript is spliced from 7 exons. Gene Ontology annotation, molecular function: transmembrane signaling receptor activity. The record is from RefSeq and is a predicted model, not a curated record. Lineage: Eukaryota; Metazoa; Chordata; Amphibia; Anura; Hylidae. Gene Ontology annotation, cellular component: plasma membrane.